This is a messenger RNA of Actinia tenebrosa (Australian red waratah sea anemone), 1507 nucleotides long. Its product is annotated as adenosine receptor A2a-like. Gene Ontology annotation, molecular function: G protein-coupled receptor activity. Lineage: Eukaryota; Metazoa; Cnidaria; Anthozoa; Actiniaria; Actiniidae. The record is from RefSeq and is a predicted model, not a curated record. Gene Ontology annotation, cellular component: plasma membrane. Gene Ontology annotation, biological process: G protein-coupled receptor signaling pathway.
UUAGCAUUACCAGUCAUGGCAGUGUUCUUUGAUUCCGAGAAAGGUAUUUGGAAUACCUCUGUACUUGAAUUUAGUCUAAUGCUGGAAGAUGCUUUAAGACACGAUUUACAAUCAUACAUUACUCUCAUCACAGGAGUUGUCCUUGCAGUUUUAGGGCCUUUGACCACAAUUGCAAAUGCAAUUGUCAUCGCUGCUAUAUGGAAGGAUCCAUUUAAACAACUUCGUAGGUCUCCUUCAAAUAUAAUCAUUGCAAGCAUGGCCACAUGCGACGUUCUUGUUGGUACAAUUUGUAGUGUACUUCUUGCCUUCUGGUUUAUCAGCUUAUCUCUAGACGCACAAUUACCAAAUUAUUACACUUUAGUGACAGUUGCUUUAACAUCAAGUUUGAUAGGAAUAUCUAUUAUGCAUGUUCUUGCCCUAACUAUCGACAGAAUAGUAGCUGUUGCUAAUCCUCUGCUCUACAAGUCUCGAGUAACGAGAAAAAGAGUUUUAACAGCUGUUUUUUUAAUCUGGAUAUCCAUUCUGGCAGUUGAGCUCCUGCAAAUUCCAAAUCACAAGACUAGCACAAUCAUGACAAUGGUAAUAAUGGUUGUGUUUGGUGUCGUCGAAAUCACGCUUUCUAUUCUUUGGGUUUAUAUCAUUGUUACUGUACGCAAAGAAACUAAGAAAAUACGAACUAACGUGGGCCUCGGUGGAGACACAAGAACUUUCUUGGAAAGAGAAAGAAAAACGACCAAAGCAAUACUAACAGUUUUAGUUUUAUUUUUAAUUUGCUUUCCACCUUUCCAAAUAACAUUUAUGAUAGGUCUAUUAUGCUUCUCCUGUAAAGGUCAUUUAAACGUUCUUUUAACACUUUUAUGUUUCUCUACCAUUGUUGCAAACUCUAAUUCAUUAGUUAAUCCUUUUCUGUACGCUUUUCGACUACCUAAGUUUGCGAAGCCUAUUGCUUUGAUACUUAAGCUCUUAUGUCCUUGUACAUGAAGGAAACAACGAAUGUGAGAAUGUUUAAUAUUAUCUAAAUUAAAAUAUUGUAGUUUUGAGCCCUCUGCCUUUCGAUACACGACUUGCACCACUAGGUCACGUGACCCUACCUCCCUUAAAACGAGCAGUUGUGUGAAAACGAACUUUAGUCAUGAAAAGAACAGCUGAACAUUAGUAAGAACACGAAGUUUCAGCUCAUAAUGUUGACUUUAGGAUAAAUGACAUAAAAUAUAAAAUAUAAAAACGAAUAUUUUAUAAGGAUUUGGAUGGGAAAAUGUGCUGGAUUUAAUGCCACUUCUCCUUUUUCGCUUGUUAUGACCUAGAACUCCGCCACGCUACUCAUAUUGAGGUGUUCUUUUCACGAUUUAUGUCGUUCAUUUUGACAUAGCUGCUCGUUUUAAGGGAAGUAGGAUCAGCGCGUGACCUGUUAGUGCAAGUCGCCUUCAACAUGUACAUAAUAUUACGUCUGCACGAUGGCGUCUUAGUUUUAUUUCUAUUGCUUCAUUAAAAUAGUAACAUAAAAUAC